AUGAAGCUCAGCAGUCUCGUUGCUUUUGCGGGGCUGUCGGCCCUCUCCGAGGCCAGCCCUAAGUCCCGGCCCAACUUUCUCUUCGUCUUCACAGAUGACCAAGACUUGACUAUGAAUUCCAUCGAGUACAUGCCCCACGUUAGCAGUCGCAUUCGAGACCAAGGGAUUGAUUUCACGAAUCACUUUGUUACUACCGCGCUUUGCUGUCCCUCACGCGUCAGCCUGUGGACGGGGAGGCAAGCCCAUAACACGAAUGUUACUGACGUCAGUCCACCGUACGGUGGGUAUCCCAAGUUCAUUUCGCAAGGCUUCAACGACGACUGGUUUCCCGUGUGGCUGCAAAAUGCCGGAUACAACACCUAUUACGUCGGCAAGCUAUUCAACGCCCACAGCGUUCAGACAUACAACAACCCAUUCGUCAAGGGAUUCAACGGCUCGGACUUCCUCCUAGACCCAUUCACAUACUCCUACUGGAAAUCAAGUUAUCAGCGCAAUCGCGAGCCCCCAAAGAGCUACGCCGGUCGGUAUACGACAGACGUCACGGAGGAAAAGGCACUCGGCUUCCUGGACGAUGCGUUGGAAGACAAGAAACACCCCUGGUUCUUAACCGUUGCCCCCAUCGCGCCGCAUUUCGAGCAAGACCCCGAUCGCACCGCUGGGACACCGCCGCAAGCACCGAUCCCAGCGCCUCGCCAUGCACAUCUCUUCCCUGAUACUCGCGUACCGCGCACGCCGUCCUUUAAUCCACUUAACCAAACCGGCCCCAGCUGGAUAAAAGACCUAAAGCGCCAAAAUCAAUCCGUUGUCGACUAUGAAGACUUCUUCUACCGCCAGCGUCUCCGCGCCCUGCAAGGUGUCGACGAAAUGGUUGACAAGCUUCUAAACCGCCUAGAGCGCAGUGGCCAGCUCAAUAACACCUAUGUGAUUUACAGCUCCGACAAUGGGUUUCAUAUCGGACAGCAUCGGCUCCCGCCUGGGAAAUCGACUUCCUAUGAGGAGGACAUUCGCGUGCCUUUUUUCGUGCGCGGACCGGGGAUCAAGCCCGGCCAGACGGACUCCCAAGUCACAACGCACAUUGACUUUGCUCCGACGAUAUUCGAGCUUCUCGGGUUACCAUUACGGAAGGACUUUGAUGGAACACCGAUGCGGAUUGCUAAAGAUAGUGCUGCUGUUGCACAUGAGCAUGUCACCGUGGAGUACUGGGGAGCUGCUGUGCUUGAAGGCGAUUAUGCGAAUCUCUCCCCCGAGAGCACAUACCGCAUGCCAAACAACACGUACAAAUCCGCGCGCAUCGUCAGCGAAAAGUACAACCUUUUCUACGCUGCCGACCCGCACCAAAUUCACAAUGUCUACACGUCCGCGCCCCAGCCCUUCAAAAAUCGGCUCGAUGCCCUCCUCCUCGUCCUGAAAUCCUGCGCCGGAAGCACAUGCAUCAAGCCGUGGGAUGAACUGCACCCCGACGGUUCAGUGCAGAGUCUCGUUGACGCGUUAGACCCGCAAUACGAUGAAUUCUACGCCGGAUUGCCGAGGGUAGCCUACUCGAUUUGUGAGGAUGGGUAUCUUAUUGCCGCGGAGGGGCCUCAGUGGAGUGGUGUAAGCUUGGAUAAAGAACUCUAG
Aspergillus puulaauensis is the source of this 1617-nucleotide messenger RNA. Its product is annotated as sulfatase family protein. The record is from RefSeq and is a predicted model, not a curated record. The transcript has 5 exons. NCBI's taxonomy places the organism in Eukaryota, Fungi, Ascomycota, Eurotiomycetes, Eurotiales, Aspergillaceae. The coding region runs from base 1 to 1617 and encodes 538 amino acids. Gene Ontology annotation, molecular function: N-acetylglucosamine-6-sulfatase activity; glycosaminoglycan binding; arylsulfatase activity. Gene Ontology annotation, biological process: phenol-containing compound metabolic process.